Molecule: messenger RNA, 2614 nt
Organism: Amborella trichopoda
Lineage: Eukaryota; Viridiplantae; Streptophyta; Magnoliopsida; Amborellales; Amborellaceae
Source: RefSeq, a predicted model, not a curated record
UUGAGUUUUGGAUUUCAUCGAGUGUUAGGAAAUUGGAUUUGGAGCCAUAAUGGAUACUUCUAUUCUAUUGCCCAAAGUGCUUUCGAGACGAGGAUUUGAGGUGAGGCUUCAUUUUUUGUUUUCAUAAAGCCUUGGCCCGGUAGAAGCUUCAUCCUUUGUAAAAAAAUCCUAUUAUAAAUGGAAUAUUUCUAAGAAUCAUCGUUCGGAGACUGGUUCUUCGUUAGCUUUCUCUUGGUUCAAUUGAAGGUUGAAAAGAUGAAGACACUAAUCUUAGUCCAAGCAUCAGCACCACCAAUUUCAAUAGCAAAAACCCAACAAUCUUCAACACCACCAGUUUCCACUGUGAAAUCAACCAAAGAUGAACACUUUGCCUAUCUUUCUCCAUUGGAAACCUGCAAUUCCAUGCUCAAGCUCAGGCAAAUUCAUUCCCAAAUAAUUCGAACUGGACUUGCUCGUGAUAAUGAUGCGAUAGGCCGUGUAGUCAAAUUUUGUGCUAUUUCAAAUGCCGGAAAUCUCGACUAUGCACUCCAAGUAUUCGACCAAAUUCCCCAACCAGAUGCUUUUAUAUGGAAUACAAUCAUUCGGGGCCAAUUAGAGGCUGACAGAGCUGAGAAUUGUCUCUCUCUGUAUACUCAAAUGCUUUCCCAAUCGGUUGUUCCCAAUAAGUACACAUUUCCGUCAAUUGUGAAGGCUUGUUCUUGUAUUAAAGAAGGGAAACAAGUCCAUGCCCAUGUUUUCAAACAUGGAUUCGAUUCGGAUUUGUUCUCUCAAAACAAUUUAAUUAAUAUGUAUUUCGGUUAUGGUGAUAUAGACGGGGUACGCAGAGUUUUUGAUCAAAUGACUUGGAGAGAUGUUGUUUCUUGGACCACUUUGAUAAGUGGGUAUGCAAAUGCUGGCCUUAUUGAGGAGGCUCGCCGUUUCUUUGACGAGAUGCCUGAGAGAAAUUCGGUUUCUUGGAAUGCCAUGAUUGCAGCUUAUGUACGAAGUUGUAUGUUCCAAGAAGCCUUUGCGCUCUUUGAACGAAUGCAACAGGAGAAAUUGGAAUUGGAUAAAUUUGCAGCAGCCAGUAUGUUAUCUGCUUGCACUGGAUUGGGAGCUCUAGAGCAAGGGAAGUGGAUUCAUGGGCACAUAGAAAAGACUGGUAUUGAAUUGGACAUGAAAUUGGCGACAACUAUUAUUGACAUGUACUGUAAAUGUGGGUGCUUGGAAAAAGCUGUCGAAGUGUUUAAUGGCUUGCCCCAAAAGGGGAUUUCUUCUUGGAAUUGUAUGAUUGUGGGUUUAGCUAUGCACGGGCAAGCCACAGAAGCCAUUGAGCUCUUUAGAGAAAUGGAAAGAGAAAAUGUGACCCCAGAUGAUAUCACUUUUGUUGGUGUCCUAAAUGCUUGUGCACAUUCAGGUUUAGUGAAAGAAGGGUACCAUUAUUUUGAGUCUAUGACUAGGGUUUAUGGUAUUAAACCCAAAAUUGAACAUUAUGGGUGCAUGGUGGAUUUGCUUGGAAGAGCUGGCUUGUUAGUGGAGGCAAAAAAGCUCAUAGAUGAGAUGCCUAUGAAGCCUGAUGCUGUCGUUCUUGGAGCUCUUUUCGGGGCUUGCAAGAUUCAUGGUAAUAUAGAAAUAGGUGAACAAGUAGGGAAACAAGUCAUUGAGCUCGAGCCUCACAAUAGCGGGCGCUAUGUACUCUUGGCUAACUUGUACGCAACUUUUGGUCGAUGGGAAGAUGUUGCAAAUGUGAGGAAGCUCAUGAAUGAUAGGGGGGUUAAUAAGCCACCAGGGUGUUCUAUGAUAGAAAUGGAUGGUGUGGUUAGUGAAUUCAUAGCAGGAGGAAGAUCGCAUCCUCAAUCAAAAGAGAUAUAUUCGAUGGCGGAGGAAAUGUUAAGGCGUCUAAAGUUGGAAGGCUAUGUGCCUCACAAAGAAGGGGUUUUACAUGAUAUUGAAGAAGAGGAGAAAGAGAGCCCAUUAUACUAUCACAGUGAGAAGCUUGCGAUUGCCUUUGGUUUGUUGAACACGAGUACUGGGGAGACCAUCCGAAUUGUGAAGAACCUUCGUGUCUGUCGUGAUUGUCACAAUGCGAUGAAACUUAUAUCGAAGGUGUACGGACGUGAGAUAGUUGUGAGAGAUCGAAACCGAUUCCAUCACUUCAGUAGAGGAGAGUGUUCUUGCAAAGAUUAUUGGUAAGUACUUCUGAAUAAAGACCUAGGAGAGAUCACAAUACACCAUGGAUGGGAGAUUAGUGAACUGUUUGGUGAGAUAGAUAAGGCGGGUGGUGUUUCACGAAAAAUAUAAGAAUAUGUUUUACCAAGAUACCACAAAUUUGUAAUAUUUUCCCAAAAGCAGGGCUGAUUGUACACUAUACUACAUGUAGUAUAUAGUUUUUAUACUACACGUGGUAUCUACCAUCCACCUUGUUAUAACUGGUAUUGACAAAUCACUACACCACUUGACUUGACAUGGCAGAGGCAUGGGUUAUCUCCAGCGUUUGACCUCGAGGGUCACAGUUUGUGGGGUCUUACGUGAAGUAUGUAAACAAAAUAUUACAUGUAAUAUGCUAUAAUUUUCCUUCUGCAAGUGAAACAUCUUGAAUUCAAGGCCUACUCCAAGCAUUUCAUGAAGCCGAAAG